AUGCCUGCACCGGGAGACAAUGCCACCGACGCGAUUCUCAAUGGCAUUCACUUCAAUACCGCCGUUCUCCGCCGCUUCAAUUACACAUAUUACUCCAACGGGACGCUCUCCAACGCGAGCUUCUGCUGGCUAGUAUUUGACGCCUACCGUCCUCGAAUGGACAUCAAUGGCUCCGUGAUCAACGGCACUUCGUGCUACUCCCCCAUCGUUGACAUCCAAGUCCACGCCAAGCUAGGUAUAACCUUUGCCGUCCUUUUCGCCGCCUCUAUCAUCAUCACCCUUCUCAAUCUGCGGAAGCAUGGCAAGAUCCAUCUACCACGCGAAAAGCGCUGGCCAACGUAUAGCCGUCGCUUGGUGUGGUGUUGGCUGGUGAUUGCAGGUAUCUGCGGGGUUGUCAGCGGGUUUAUGAGUAUUGAUGUGGAUCGAUACUAUAUACAGAGCCUGCCUCUUAUCCUGCAGAGUUUGUUCUACUAUCUCAUGCUACCGCCGCUACUAGCUGCCGUAUGGGAAGAUGUACGGCAUUGGGCAUGCUGGGAAGAGAGACAGAUUUACGACCGCAACCCAGGCGAUCUGCCCGUCGAGACUAGUCGAGAGGACCAGGAAUCCUGGCUGCCAGUGCUGUUCUAUAUCUUCGCAUGGAUGAACCUCUUGCUCGCUGUGCCGCGAAGCUGGACUGCAAUUCAACUGCAGCGCAGCCCGGAGCAGCAGGAAACCGGGGCAAGACCAACGGCCACUGAUGCGCGAUUCAAAAGCGCAGCUUUUAUGGCGCUUUGUGCGUUGUUGGUGAUAUGCUACAGUCUAGGCCAUAGUAUUUAUCGGUACCGUCUAGGCGUGAGAAGAUACGAUAUCAUUGGCGGGAUAUUGCACGGGAUCAGAGUGCUGCCAGUUAAAUACAAGCUGAUAAUAACGACUCUGGCGGUAAAGGUCGUGUAUACCAUUGCAUUUGCAUACGACUGGACUAUUUCACCAUUCAAGUACAACGCGCACGCCGGUUGGGUUUUCGGGGUUGGCUAUUUUCCUGUGCUAUUGAUAAUGGUUAUUUUCAAUAUCUUCGGCUUUGCAGAGCCGAAUGAAGACCAUGCGAGACGACGCCGGCCAUCAGGACCCCCAUGUCACGGGCAUAGACGGAAGUCUGGAUGGUGGAAAACCGCGCGUGUCGAGUAUCGAGAUUACAGUUUAGAUAAUGAAAGGCUUGAGAAUUCGGCGGCGAUUGGAACAAGGCAGCUUGAUGUUGAUGUUGAGCUUCUUGCUACCGUCAAGGCGGGUAGAGAUAGCAACACGCGCGCGGUUUCCGCCAUCGAAGAGCAUUCUUAG
Molecule: messenger RNA, 1314 nt
Organism: Talaromyces proteolyticus
Lineage: Eukaryota; Fungi; Ascomycota; Eurotiomycetes; Eurotiales; Trichocomaceae
Exons: 3
Coding region: 1-1314 (437 amino acids)
Source: RefSeq, a predicted model, not a curated record